AUGCUGCAGUCUACACUCGCUAGCCUCAAUCUCCUCGCAGACCCCGGCUUCCGUCAGAUUGAUCCCAUUUUGGAACUGUGGAAACAGUUGCGACAAGACUUCGACGCUAACAUCGCUGAUGCCCGCCGCACCGUGGAUGACGACUCGUUUUCCGCCUUCGUCCUCAAACAAGUCAACCGUGCGGUGCUUAAAGCUGCCCUUGACUUGGACUUGGCUGACACCCUCGGGAAAAUUGACGAGUCAGUCAUCUCUGCUGAGGCUCACUACCGCCUGUCGGCUACUCUUGAUCGCUGGUCCGUCUCUAAAUCCAUCUUCGUCUUCCUCUUCGGCACUGAAGUUGCCCUGAGCCGCGUCACACACGAAGCCCUAAAGAACCUCCACCAGAAUCUUUCUCACCCUGACAUCAUUCAACUUUACGAGGCUUUCGAGCGCACCGCUCCGUCGCUCCAGGCUCGUGGCACACGCGGAAAGGCAAAUCGCAAGAAUCGGAAGGCCGUUGACCGCUUGAAGGAAGCGGUUGUCAGUCUCUGCCCCAACGCCUGGCCCAAGAGGGAGAGGCCGUCCAAGCCGGCCAGCGAAAAGCCAGUUCAAGACGACGACGACAGCGACAAGGCUUCAAGCGUGGUUUCCAAGAACGAGGAGAUCGCUUCACGCAAUGGCAGAGAGCAUGUAGAUCGUCUUGUUGUUGAUGAUGACUUCUUCGCCGAUCGUGAUAGUGACGGCAGCGAAGCGGACGUCCCGUACCUAAAUGACCGCGACAGUGACGACAGUGACGCGGAUGUCCCGAACCUAAACAAGCGCAACACUGACGACGGUAAUGUGAAUGUCCGAAACUCGAACGUGCUGACGCGCACACAUCUACCGGCAUCUUUCGACCACGACUUAUCCACCAUCAUUGAAGAGUCAGCUGUGUGGCAGCAAGAGUUAGGCGCAUCGCCCGUCCCGCUCGCUACCGCACCUCCGAAGUUUACACUACCCAAAGCCAACCCAGAACAAUCGGCUCUUUUCGAAAGUGCUAGUGUUGAUGCUGUGGCUAAUGCUGAUGUUGACAUCGGGUUUCGUCUGGAUCCAAACAUCACCGCCAGGAAGCAUCGCCGGUCCUCGGCCCAGGCCAAACCAGUCACACCUCGAAAACGCAUCAAGACAGAAGGACAAAGACUAUCACCGGAAGCCCUUGAUUUCGACUCAAGUUUCCAUUUCAAAAAAAAGUCCUCACAGCGCGAGACAUGCCCCGAGUCUUUCGAGUCCCCCGAGGUCGGUCGAUCACAGUUUCCCGCCUUGGACGACUCACUUUUGAGUCAGAAAAGCGACAUUCUCCAGUCUCCCAAGGACGAAAGUCUUGCCAAGUCUCUGCAGAGACUUUCACGUCCUUCAGACAGUCAAACAUCGCUCUUCUCCCCCACUUCUUUGAAACAAGCUUCGUCUCUUCAACAUAACAGUCUUGUUACUCCGUCCGACGCUAGUACCGCCAUAGAAAUGCAGAGUAUGAGUACGCCGAUUUUAGAUGACACGGCCUGGCUGUCGGGCACUGUUGUGGCCCAGUGUCUCUCCAUAAUUACCAUGUCAGCUGGAGAACGACAGCCCGGAGAGCCAUGCUGGCUGCUGAUUGACUCCCUUACCACGGGAAGCCAAGCCAAAUUAAGCCAGUCGACCUACGUUACUAUGUCGCGAUCUGCCAGCCCCUGCAUUUUACCCUUGUUUCACAACAAACAUUGGGUCCUCGCUAUUAUGCGCAGAGACAGGAUGGCCUCUAUAGAAGUCGACUUGUACGACUCUCUUGAAAGCAAGGCGCAUACCGAGACGUCCUAUGAGCAGCUCGAAGUCUUUUGCGACCGGUACAUAGCCAAAUCUACACGUCUUCCCGGGUACAUCGCCAAUAUACCCUGCGCCCAACAGACCAACACCAACGACUGUGGCGUCUAUGUUAUUGCGUUUGCAGCCCAUAUAGUCUCUCAGAAGACCUUGCUAGCUUUUGACACAAGGUUAUGGCGCAUCAUAAUUCAUAUUAUGAGGGAAUUGAGCUACCCGCCCCCGGAACAGCCGAUUGCAGCAAAGGAAGACCUACGACGCCUGUUCCUAGCUAAAUACCUCAACGAGAGCCAGCUAGCCCUUCCGCGUUUCCCAAUUCAGCUACCGGAGCUCAAGACCGAGGCCACUCAUGAUGGAUCCGUAUGCAACAUAAACGAGCUUGACGACUUCGCCGCACAUGUUGUGGAAGCUCAGAGGCGCUUGCGAGCAGACACAGCCAGAGCUGUCCGGUCUCGGCUUUCGACCUGGACCGCGGCUCACCGGCAUCUUAUGCGUACCUGCUCGGCUCUAGAAAGGCUGGCCGAAAUGGCGACUGCCACCUCGGCGGCCGCUGACGCCAAUAUUAAGAAGAAAGAACUGGAAACUCAGCAGCACCAAGAUUUCACCUCAAAGAAUGAAGUAGAUGCUGCCACUCAAAGGGAGUUCGAUCAGGCAGUUCGCGAGCUGAGACAGGCGAGGAAACAAGCCGAGGAGAUCCGAGCAUGCGUAAACGUCUGGACCUUUUUGGUGCAAAUUAUUGAGGAAGCCCGGGCGACGUUGGAGGAACGUUUAAGUAUGACGCAGCUUGAGUAG
Molecule: messenger RNA, 2601 nt
Organism: Colletotrichum truncatum
Lineage: Eukaryota; Fungi; Ascomycota; Sordariomycetes; Glomerellales; Glomerellaceae
Product: Ulp1 protease family protein
Biological process (GO): proteolysis
Molecular function (GO): cysteine-type peptidase activity
Source: RefSeq, a predicted model, not a curated record